AUGAACUCAACAGUCCAACAUUGGCAACACCAGUAUGGCGUCGCGGGGUUGUCAAGGCUUCGCACCUGGACCUUUGCGCAAGUUGCCGCCUUCGUCGCAGCCAUCCUCAUAGUGCGCUUCCUCGUGAAGCUCAUCAACCAUCGCCGCAUGUUCCAGCGCCUUCAACGACAAGGCCUGCCAAUGCCUCCUCAUAACUUCUUACUCGGUCAUUUAGGGCUUGCGGCUAAGAUUGCGAAAACCCUUCCGAGCGAUUUUCACGGGCACUACCUGGCGGGCGAAAUCAGGCGAGUGUACCCUGACCUCCCAGCUGUCUUCUACCUGGACCUGUGGCCGACCGGUCCACCAUUGAUGGUGAUAACGACAAGUCACGAUCAGGCUCGAGUGACGGUGCAUGAGCCGCAACUUCCUAAACAUGAGGGGGUGUUGGGAUUCCUGAAGCCUCUCAUCGGAAGCCAUGGUCUCGUCACGAUGGAGGGAGAUGAGUGGCGGUACUGGCGGGGCGUUUUCAAUCCUGGAUUCAACGCGGCGCAUCUUGUGACGCUGGUACCGGGUCUCGUUGAAAAUACCCUGGUGUUGCAUGAUAUCCUGCGAGAGAGAGCAGCGGCCGGCGAGAUCUUCUCGUUGUUUGAGACUAUGUCGCGGUUGACUAUGGACAUGAGUUGUCUCGCAACAUUAGGUUCUCGUUUGAACGCCCAGAGGCAGGGCUGUGAUCUUGUGUCAGCAUUUCGCAGUCAAGCCGACUGGAUCCCAUCCCCCAAUGAGACAAAUCUCUUCAGAAAGUUCAACCCGAUAAGGCACUUGGUCUAUCGCUAUAAUCGAUGGAGGAUGGAUAGGUAUGUCUCGAGCGAGUUGGAGACGCACUUCGCUGCAAUGCGAUCUCAGGCCCAGCUUGGGGAUUCCGGACCCGAGAAGACAACGGCAGUCCCAAGAAGAAGCAAGGCUGUUGUCGACCUGGCGCUUGAAACAUAUCUACUCUCGGAGAAGAACAAUGGAUAUUCUGGUCAGAAGAUGACUAUGGAUCCCACAUUCAAGCAAUACGCCGUCUCACAGAUGAAGCUCUUUCUCUUCGCUGGCUAUGAUACGACAGCCGCUGCGGUGGUCUAUUCUAUCCAUCUCCUUUCGCUUCACCCAGCUGCCCUAUCAAGAGCGCGCCAAGAGCACAACGAUAUCUUCGGAGCCGACAGCACCGUAAAGGAGACUGGAAAUAGCAUCGCCAACGCCCCCCAGCUCCUCAAUCGACUGGCAUAUACAUCAGCCGUUAUCAAGGAGGCUCUCCGGCUGUACCCACCCGUGUCCAGUACGCGUGCGUCUGGACCAGGCUUCACGGUAUCGGAAACUGACAAAACGAAUCUUGAAGGCUUCAUGCUUUGGGGUGUGCAUCACGCUAUCCAUCGAGCACCAGAGCACUGGGUGAGGCCGGAUGAGUUUGUCCCGGAACGCUGGCUGGCCUCUCCUGGUGACGAGCUGUACCCCGCGGACAAGGAGGCGUGGCGGCCGUUUGAGCGAGGGCCGCGAAACUGCAUUGGCCAAGAAUUAGCCUUGCUGGAGGUGAAGGUUAUCUUAGCUAUGGUGCUGCGGGACUUUGACUUUGCGGACGCUUACGUCGAGUUCAACGAGACGAUGGGCCGGACGGGUCCCACAGAAGUAGCAGGGGAUCGUGCCUAUCAGAUCAUCCAUGGAAGCACUAAGCCCAACAACGGGUAUCCUUGCAGGAUCAAGCAAGCCACGAUCUAUACCGGGGUCCCGCCCCUGGACUCGUAUCUCGCCAACCUGCAGUUCAGCAUCAUCCCUACAGUCGAUGGCUCGUCCCAGGCUUUGGCUCUGCUAGGGUGGCACUGGAUGGGGCUUCUCAUAGCUGUUUUCACUGUCAUGCUAGUCGAGAGCUUACGAACGCGACGCGCAAGGGACCUGAUUCCUUUCGCGCUCUGGGGUCUUGCCAUACAGUAUGCAGGGUACUUCAUCAUCAUGCCCAUAUACUGUUAUGUAUCCCUGCUUUCUCAGUCACCUAGGAAGCAUUCAAGACUACCGACCAUGGCUGCCAUUAAAGCUAUCCCGGCAUCAGUGCUAAUUGGGCUUGUAAUCCCAUCGGCGAUUAUGUGUCUGCCAAGCAACCAUCUCUCUGGUCAGUCACGACAGGUCGCUGUAGCUGUUUGGCAGAACUUCCCAGCGUGGAUGGCCUUAGUCCAGGUGAUUGCCGUGUCUUUGGUGGGAGCCAUCCCGGCACGAAAAUCGGAAGAACACACUACCGAAGACGGCGAACUCAGCCGCAACAUGUCAGCUCUUCGAAGAUUGUACAAAGCUACCGCCGUAGUCUCCGCUUUGAUCCAUGUCUUGGGUCUCAUACCCAUUGUCUCCGCUGCCAUUGGCAAGCUGGAGCCUACACAAGAUUCGCCACAUGCGCAGCUGCGACCUGCCGACUUCUUCCUGCCGCAGAAGUGGGAUAAUGAGACCCAGGUAAAUGGGAUGACAGAAGGCGCAUUCAACUUUCUCCGCUAUGACUACUACAUCGGCACCGCCGCUGCGUUCGCUUGGGUCAUAUUUUUCCAGCCUUCGACGCGGUCAACGGCCGACGGAGGUCGUCUCCGUCUCGGCACGGGUCGUGUUCGUCUGAACCACGAGCUCGUCUUGACCGAUAAGGUUAUCCCGGUCGACUACUGGGACCAUCACUCUCGCGAUGCUGUCCUCAACGUAAUGCUGCGCUUCGACCGCCAACUGGAUGCAGACAAACUACGAAGAGCUCUGGAAAAAUUGCUUGACCGCCGGGAUGGCUGGCGCAGGCUGGGUGGGAGGGUGCGGCUAGGUCCUUCGAAUAAGCUGUAUUGGCAUGUGCCUGACACAUACACUGAGAAGCGGCCUGCAAUCACCUUUCAUCACAACCGUCACAACAACAUCAGUAUCAAGCAACAUCCAUUAGCAUCUCGACUUCGGAGCAGAGUUCCAUCAUCUUCUGGUGGCUCUCAUGACGCCUCUGUUCCUUGGAUGGUGGAGUCAGGCAAUGGCGUGGACUUCUCCCCCUUGAUGCGACACCCAAGUGAUCCUACUUGUUUCGAAGACUAUGUCUAUCACGAUAAACCGAUGAUAGGCCUACAAGUCACCACGUUCAACGACGCAACAUUGGGACGCCAUGAAGAGGUCAUUCCGUUGAUUGGGACCGAUCCUCUUGGAUCUUUGGGUAUAUCACCUGAGCCAACUAAAAUGGUAACAAAGGACGAUGCAAGCAAAACAGCAGCUUCUACAUCCCCUUCCGAACAAUACCGGCACAUCGAUCGACAACUUGGAAUUGUUCAACUCGUUACGCUCGGUCUUCGGCAAGCACUCGACAAGCUGCUGAACAGAAACGCGGCUGAGGAGUUUAGGACGGUGUGUGUGCCCGCAGCAUAUGUCAGGUCUUUGCGCAAUGACGCGCUCCAAGCUCUCGACGCCGAGAAUGCUAGUUCGUCGGGACCUCAAGGGCCAGAGAAGGGUCAUAAGUCUCAGUUAAUUCCAGCCACGUUUCUAAGUGAUGGUGAUAUUCUCUGUUCAUGGUGGACACGCAAAAUCAUUAGCUCACGCAUCCGCAAUCCCUCCAAGAGCCGCAAAACCAUCGCUAUACUAAACAUGAUGGGUUUACGUGGCAUUCUGGCACAAGCAGGACGAUUGCCCAAGAAAGGAGCACUGGUUGGUAACGCAAUCUUGCCUAUUCCUGCCCUGCUACCCACGCGAGAUCUUGUCAGAAACGAUCAGCUGGGCUUUGGCCGCGUUGCAAAGGCCCUCAGAGAGGCGAUCGCGCAACUUAGCACUAGGCCGCAAGUUGAAGCUCUCUUGGCGCUGCAGCGGCGUGCACAUGGGGAUGAGGUUGUUGAGAACGGCAACAAAAAGAAAAAGUCGGGCAACGGCAAAGCCGGACUGCCUGCUCUCUUCGGCGAUGCGGGCAUGCACAUGGUUGUGUGUACCAACUGGACCAAGGCCGAGUUCUUCAAUGUUGACUUCUCGGCCGCGGCGGUUGACGAGAUUGGUUGUGACGGGCUCUUUGAGAACGAGCGUGCGCGCCUUCCUGAGGCUUCAUCCAACGAUACUGCCGCUAGCAGUGGCGUCGAAAUGAUGAGCGCUAUGGGUUGUGAUGGACUCUGGGAGGACGAACAUGCGUCACGUCCGUCUGUCGCUCCUCAAUCUGAUGCUCCUGCUUCUCGUGUGUUGGCAAAGCCGACUGGCGUUCACAUGCAUUUGAUAACGGCGGGUACUCCUGCGUUUCUAAUGAGUAUCUUUACCAUCUUGGGCCGCGAUGCCAAUGGAGACUACUGGAUUCAAGGAAUGCUACGGAAAAAGUAUUGGGCUAAGAUUGAGACCGCCCUAAGUCCGAAGUAA
Colletotrichum costaricense is the source of this 4344-nucleotide messenger RNA. RefSeq names its product AflN/verA/monooxygenase. The transcript has 7 exons. Gene Ontology annotation, molecular function: iron ion binding; heme binding; oxidoreductase activity, acting on paired donors, with incorporation or reduction of molecular oxygen. The record is from RefSeq and is a predicted model, not a curated record. The coding region runs from base 1 to 4344 and encodes 1447 amino acids. Lineage: Eukaryota; Fungi; Ascomycota; Sordariomycetes; Glomerellales; Glomerellaceae.